Molecule: messenger RNA, 1255 nt
Organism: Topomyia yanbarensis
Lineage: Eukaryota; Metazoa; Arthropoda; Insecta; Diptera; Culicidae
Gene: mRpS22
Product: small ribosomal subunit protein mS22
Exons: 2
Coding region: 76-1194 (372 amino acids)
Cellular component (GO): mitochondrial small ribosomal subunit
Molecular function (GO): structural constituent of ribosome
Source: RefSeq, a predicted model, not a curated record
UUAAAACAUUGCUCUGGCAUCAAUACUAAAGAAUUAAAACCAUUUACAGCAAUUAAACAUCAAAUUAAUAGGAAAAUGUUGAAAAUAUCAAACGGCGGAAGACUCCUGUGGGAAACCGUAAAAAGUAAACAUCCCUUCAACACUGGACGAUGGUAUUGUACCACUUCUACCGGUACAGAAACAUUUCUGUCCUACGAUAAGGAUCCUGGUCCGGUCUUCAUGCGACGUGAUGUCCAGAAACUGCUCGGAUCAAUGACUCGUCUUGAGCUUGACAAAGUAUUCCGCAAACGUUCGGUCAAGAAUAACACAGUCGAGUACAAGUUCAUGACUGACGAGCAGUUGCGCGAGGAGGUGAAGAAAUCAAUUGGCCUAGCGGGAAGAAUGCUCCAAAUGCCGCCGGUUGUUGAGCCUAUGCAAGACAGUCCACGAGUACUAGCGAAAGAAGGCGCGUUGAAAGAAUUUUCUGAUACAAAAAUGGUGUUUACCGACAUUACCUACGGGUUGAAGAACAGCAAACGGACGAUUGUGGAACGGUUGACUGAUGGUACGCUGCAGGAAGCAUCGUACGACAUGCGGAAACGCUUGAAUCAGAUCUAUUUUCCGCUGAAGGGAAGAUAUAUAAGAAAACCGAAAAUGUUUGAAGACAGCGCUCUUAAAAAAAUUCUAGAUGCUGGCGAUCAUGAAUUCGUCCUGGAUCGAGCUUGCGUCCAAUUUGAACCUUACGAGCAUGAGUAUCACCACGUGACGGCAACUGUGUAUCAACAUGUUAACGAAAAUAAGCUUUUCGAUUCGCUGCGAUCUACCAGACACUUCGGGCCGAUGUGUUUCUUCCUGGUGUGGCACCGUUUGGCGGAUGAUUUGCUUUUGGACAUGAUCAAGAGGGAAUACUUGAGAAACGGUGUCGAGCUUAUUUUGCUGUACUGUUCGCUUCACGACGUAAAGGUUAAUUCUGAUAGUUUCGAGCAGAUAAAGCAGCUUGUUCUCAGCACGGAUUCCCCUGUGUUCGAGUCAGAUGAUAGAACUGCUGAGCAAUUGCAGCAGGAUGAGAAAUUCUUGUCCCUCAUUGAACAGUUUGUCAGCGAAUAUUGUUCGAAAAAGGUGCAGCUCAACCUGGCGAUUGCAGCCUACCGGGAAAUGGCUAACGAACGGCAGCAACUAGCGGAAGGAAUUCGAAAGAUGCAUGGUGAAAGAUAAAAGUUUUGAAGAUAUUGUAUUUAACAGAUUUGGGUACAAAUUAAAUAGAACUGGCGAGUAA